This is a messenger RNA of Vigna angularis (adzuki bean), 1168 nucleotides long. RefSeq lists its product as uncharacterized. Gene Ontology annotation, biological process: root development; shoot system development. NCBI's taxonomy places the organism in Eukaryota, Viridiplantae, Streptophyta, Magnoliopsida, Fabales, Fabaceae. The coding region runs from base 9 to 911 and encodes 300 amino acids. The record is from RefSeq and is a predicted model, not a curated record. The transcript has a single exon.
UAACAUCCAUGGCUUCUAUCUUUUCACCAAAACAUUCUCAUGGCUAUGCCAUUCGAUCCAUAAGCUUGCCAACCAGAUCACAUCCAAACACACUUCGAAUUGAAGAAGAGCUCAACAAGCUCAAAUCAUGGGAGGUUUCGUCUUCCUCGGAAGUGGAGAGAAUUUUCUUUGGUCUCUCAGGCCUUGCAGAGUUGUACAAGUGCAUGGAAGAUCUUUUGAAAUUGCCACUCACCCAACAAGCACUGUCUCUUGAUCAAAACCAAAAAUGGGUGGAUGAGCUGCUAGAUUGUCCAGUGAGAUUCUUGGACAUAUUGGGAGAAACAAGGGAUGCCAUGAUGCUGAUGAAGGGAAAUGUUAGAGAUUUUCAAUCAGCACUCAGAAGGAGAAAAGUUGGAGACUUGGUGAUUCAGAACCAUGUGUCUUCGUAUUGGAGUCUGAGAAGAAACACAAGGAAACAAUGUACGAAAUAUCUUGUUUUGUUGAAGAACACUGAAGAGUCGUCAUUUGGGGCAUCUCCUCCUUUGGAUCUGAAUCAGCAUCUUUCAGCAGUUGUGAGGGUUCUGAGAGAAGCUAGCUUGAUCACCAGCUGCAUAUUUCAGUCACUUAUGUCGUUUCUUUCUUCACCAAUCUUAAGGUCAAAGGUGACUAACAAGUGGAGAUUUGUGUCAAGAGUGAUGAGGAAAGGGAGAGUUGUUCAAAAUGUGAAUGAAUUGGAAAAAGUGGACUUGGCACUUUGCAGAAUGUUGAUGGAUAAUCCAGCCAAAGAUUUUGAAGUUGAGAAUAUUCAAUUUGCACAUAAAGGGCUUGAGGCUGUGCUCGUAGUCAUUGAAGGGCUUGAAAAUGGAUUGGAUUGCUUGUUUAAGCACCUUAUUAACACUCGAGUAUCUUUUCUUAAUUUAGUGUCUAACUAAGGUAAAAUAUGAUACACAAACAAGUUAACCUUAUUGACUUUUUUUUAUCAGCAAUUUCAUUUUUCUUUUUUCUGUUUUCUUCCCUCUCUUUUAGCUUUACAUUAUUAUAUUUCUUGCAAUUUAAACAAGAACCAUGUAAGUGGUGGUAUUACUUUGCUGACAGGAUUAAGAGGAAUAGAGAAGUAUAUCAACAUGUAAUUAAACUUUCAAAGCAAACUCUUAUAGAAGAAGUUAUUAGUGUUUUUAUAGAAUAAGGA